AGGUUGGCUCUUAUUGCAGCUAAUAUGCCAAGUGCCAAGCUGGCUGCAUUUUCCCCAGUUGAAUUUACCGUGUCCACUAUUGACAAAAUGGGACACAAGGAAGAGGUGGAAGAUAGCUGUAUUUGGAAGAAGCAAACAAAUAACAUACGUGACACGUUCGUGUUCAUGGAAGUGCUAGGAUCUGGUGCCUUUUCUGAGGUUUUCCUAGUAAAAGAGAGGUCCACUGGACAGCACUAUGCUUUAAAAUGUAUAAAGAAAGUGAAUAGUGCAAGAGACCGAAGCUUGGAGAAUGAAAUAGCAGUUUUAAAAAAGAUUAAACAUGAUAAUAUUGUGACACUUGAGGAUAUCUAUGAGAGCUCUUCACACUUCUACCUUGUCAUGCAGCUGGUAUCUGGAGGGGAGCUCUUUGAUCGUAUAUUGGAGCGUGGAGUUUACACAGAGAAAGAUGCCAGCAAUGUUAUACGCCAGGUUCUGUCUGCUGUUAAAUAUCUUCAUGACAAUGGAAUCGUCCACAGAGAUUUAAAGCCAGAAAACCUCCUUUACCUCACUCCUGAUGAAAACGCAAAGAUUAUGAUAACAGAUUUUGGUCUUUCCAAAAUGGAGGAAAGUGGGAUCAUGUCCACAGCCUGUGGCACUCCAGGCUAUGUUGCUCCUGAAGUCCUUGCACAAAAGCCAUAUAGUAAGGCAGUGGAUUGCUGGUCUAUUGGAGUUAUUACAUAUAUUUUGUUAUGUGGCUAUCCCCCUUUCUAUGAAGAAACUGAAUCUAAACUCUUUGAGAAAAUCAAGGAGGGCACUUAUGAAUUUGAAUCACCAUUUUGGGAUGACAUUUCUAAAUCUGCAAAAGAUUUCAUAAAUUGCCUCCUAGAGAAGGAUCCUAAAGGACGCUAUAACUGUGAGAAGGCCCUUAAGCAUCCAUGGAUUGCUGGGAACACUGCUCUCCAUCGAGAUAUUUAUCAUUCAAUAAGCAUCCAGAUUAAGAAGAACUUUGCUAAAAGCAAAUGGAAACAAGCAUUCAAUGCAGCGGCAGUUGUUUAUCACAUGAAAAAAAUGCAUAUGCAUAACAGUCAGAACAGCUGUGGAUCUUCCUCUGAGAUGAAGAUUGGAGUGCCCACUAUCAAAGUGUAUGAUGCUUCAAGACCUUCAACCCCGGUCAUCAGCACUUCUCAGGAUGGAAUCCUAUGCGACAAGGAUAGGUUACUUGUCUAUGCAGCCAACAAACUUUCUACAGGGAGCACAGAGACAAAGAGUCCAUGUAACCUUUGCCAUGAUGAGAACAACUCUGAUAUAAUAAAAGCAACAAAUAAUGUCUGUGCUAACAUUUCAAAAGAUACCAUGACUCAUUUUGAGAAAAGCAAGAGGGGUAAUGAUAAUUCAUCUCACCAUAAACAAACUCAAGGCCAAGUUCUUCCCAAAUCAAAUCAAGAGGUUCAGAGUGACCCUCCCAAAAAAUCCUUCAGGAAUGUAAAACAAAAUAGUGCUACACAGACCAGUCCAGUGCACAAUACACUUUCAGAAAUAUGUCGAGCUGGUUCCAUAAAUGGUGCAAACUCCCCAAUGAAGGUCAAGCCACAGGUCAGUCAGGCUACAAAGUCCACUACUCUGAGUAAACCAACACAAUCUGAUCCACAUUCAAAGGACAACCAGCAACAGAAACAUAAAAACACUCCCCACUCUCUUGAUAUCUCAUUGUCACCUUCUGAGAAAACUAAAGGACAUAGCUUACAAAAAAUACCAUCUGCAAAUACAUCUUGCAAAAAGUUAACUUCACCAGUUAAUAUUACAACUAACACCACUCAAAAACCUCCUCCUCAAGCAAGUCCAACUUCUCUGAAAACACCCAUAAAAGAAUUCAGUUCUCCAAAGACCCCCUCAAAAAAGGACAGUGCUCAGACCUCUGUUCAAGAAAACACAGUCAAGAAGAACAGCUCUAAAAAGUCUAACUUAGAUCAUGAUAUCCUGUGCAUGGAAAUCCCUCAGUGCAAACCCUUGGACUUAUCUAAUGGAACUGUUAAAACUGAUAAGUUUUCAGUUCCUACUAAUAUAUAUGUAGCUAAUGGGAGCUCAAGUGAAACCUAUGAGAAAGGAAAGCCAAUAUCCUGCUCAGAACAUGGUCUGAUGAAGAAAAGUCACAAGAAACAGUAA
Messenger RNA from Staurois parvus, 2142 nucleotides. Lineage: Eukaryota; Metazoa; Chordata; Amphibia; Anura; Ranidae. The record is from the annotation of a GenBank genome assembly.